Molecule: messenger RNA, 589 nt
Organism: Rubroshorea leprosula
Lineage: Eukaryota; Viridiplantae; Streptophyta; Magnoliopsida; Malvales; Dipterocarpaceae
Source: the annotation of a GenBank genome assembly
CGCCUCGGCUUGGGUCUUCCGCCGGAAAUUCUCGAAUCUGUUUUCUUAAGUCUUUUCUCUGCCUCUCCGGCUCCGGGGGGAAUAAAAUUAGCCAUGGAACACGGGACCUUCACUGAUCAUAGUAGUGCUACUUUUUCUUUGACUGAAGAGGAUCAUACCUUAGCAAAUGCUGUUAGAUUCACCUUGAAUCAAGAUCCACGGGUAACAUUUUGUGGGUACAGCAUUCCUCACCCAUCAGAUGCUCGAGUUAAUAUUAGAGUUCAGACAACUGGUGAUCCAGCAAGAGAAGUAUUAAAAGAUGCUUGUCAAGAUCUGAUGUUAAUGUGCAGGCAUGUGAGGAGCACUUUUGACAAGGCUGUUGAUGAAUUCAGGAUCAGCAACCCUGUGAAAGAAAUGAACAUUGACUCGAAAAAAUGAAAUUAUGGAUUCUCAUUGUUAUACAUUUACACAUUUAAACUGUCAUGUAGCUGAUAAUGUACUGAUUUCAAUUCAAUCUUACUUUCAUUAUGUUCUUAUUGAAUCUUUGUUUAUUUAGUGGUAGGCUGGUAGCAUUGCCUGCUACUAGUUCCAAAAAAUUGUCAUGUUGUUU